Molecule: messenger RNA, 1985 nt
Organism: Mollisia scopiformis
Lineage: Eukaryota; Fungi; Ascomycota; Leotiomycetes; Helotiales; Mollisiaceae
Exons: 2
Coding region: 253-1689 (478 amino acids)
Biological process (GO): monoatomic cation transport; transmembrane transport
Cellular component (GO): membrane
Molecular function (GO): monoatomic cation transmembrane transporter activity
Source: RefSeq, a predicted model, not a curated record
GUGGGAGUGGAGCACCAAAAAGAGCCGAUUGUUCCCUUGUGCCCUGUCCAAAAAACAAAAGGCGACGACAGAGCUGCGAAUGGUCAAAUCUUCGUCAUUCGGCUUGCGUUUCUCGUCCCUUGGCGACCCUCAAAUUCUAUAGAACUGCUUGAACGUUUGAUGCUAAAUUUCUCUAAACACGCGUCCUGAGUCGCAGGGUGACCUGUCAGAGGUCUUUCCCCGGCUUUAGGACUCUUCGAUCAUCCAUUAUUUAUGCCUCUCCGCUGCUUUUCCAACGGGGCGCGCUCGUUAAAGCCUGUCAAUGUCACACUGUCCUUGAGGCUGAGCAGCAACUUUAGGACACAUCAAUCACAACAAUCCAGAGUCCUCCAAACUGCCGCCCUCGAUUCUGUAGCACCGAAUUCUAUUUCAAAGGGUUACAUCCCACUACGAUCAUUCCCGAGCCUUCAAUCGUUUACCAACAAUUUCAAUCCUCGACACCGUCCAAUGGCUGCCCUUACCCAGACACAGACACGCUCUCAUGGCGGCCAUUCGCAUCACCAUCACCAUGAUAAUACUUACCUCACUUCGACAAAUAAGAACGAUGCAGGUGUGCGGAUAACUCGAAUAGGCCUGUAUUCCAACCUGGGGAUGGCGGUUGCAAAAGGGGUCGGAGGCUACAUGUUCAACUCGCAGUCAAUGAUCGCAGACGCCUGGCACAGUCUGACGGAUCUGGCCAGCGAUAUUCUGACAUUGGCGACCGUAUCAUGGAGCUUAAAACCUCCUACAGCAAUGUUUCCCACGGGAUUCGGCAAGGUUGAGAGUUUAGGUUCCCUCGGAGUUAGCGGUAUGCUGCUGUUCGGUGGAUGCUUCAUGUGCUUGAACAGCUGUGAAAUACUAUACGCACACUUCUUUUUGGAUGCCCAUGCAGCUGCGGAAGCGGCAAUGCAUUCACACGGCCACAGCCAUAGUCACGGAGAGAUCACACCGAGUCUCCAUGCGGCCUGGCUUGCUGCAGGAACGGUGCUUCUGAAGGAAUGGUUAUACCAAGCAACUAUGAAAGUCGCCAAAGAACGAAAGUCGUCCGUCUUAGCCUCGAAUGCCAUCCAUCACCGUGUCGACUCUCUUACCGGAAUCGUGACCCUAUUUGCUAUUCUCGGCGCAAAUUUCCUACACGAAGCUGCGUGGUUAGACCCUGUUGGAGGAUUCCUGAUAUCGCUGUUGGUUAUUAAGGCGGGCUGGGGAAAUACUGUUUCAGCAUUAUACGAAUUAGCAGACAAGGGUAUCGACAGCGAAAUCAAGGCAUCGGUCACGCGAGCAGCUAAGAAGAGCUUUGCAAACUUGAGAGAAGGAAACCAAGUCGAGCUUCGAGAAGUAGAGGGUGUUAAGUCGGGGCAAAACUACUUGGUGGACUUGCAAUUGGCCGUUCCAAAAUCGUGGACUGUGGAAGAAGUGCGAGAGGUAGAAGAGGCUGUUCGAGAGGUUAUCGGUUCCAAGGUUCGAGGUGUUCGUCGAGUGAAGAUUCGAUUCGUACCCAAGGAUGACACGACGACGUCUCUCUUCAACGAAUUCAUCAGUGGUGAUGUUAGUCCACGAGAAAGUCCAGAGCCUGAGGACCAUGAUCAUGACCAUGAUCACGAUCACGAGCACGAACAUGAUCACUCUCACCCCAACGGGAAUGGUAACGGUAACGGUAAAAAGAUUCAAUAGACACCUUGUAUAUACCAGAACAGCGGAUUUUGCAUUUGGCUUCGAGGACUGGCGUUGGACAUGGAGGGGGAGGAAAUCUCUUGAGAUUUUUGGAUGACUUGCGAAGCAAGAUGGCGUUCCGGUGGGCUGAUGCAUUUUAGACACACUGUACCACGAUGUGCUGUAUAGAAACGCUCUGAGCAAAACCAGUCUUCAUUAUUGGUGCGCAUAACCUUCUCUGAGUUGAACGCCCCAGUUCCACCACAAGCCACACUUGGACAUUUAGCCUAAAUCGAGCUACCCCUACCCUACCUGCU